Molecule: messenger RNA, 1332 nt
Organism: Mycena indigotica
Lineage: Eukaryota; Fungi; Basidiomycota; Agaricomycetes; Agaricales; Mycenaceae
Exons: 1
Coding region: 73-1332 (419 amino acids)
Source: RefSeq, a predicted model, not a curated record
CGGCAACUGGACCAGUUGGGCACUUGGUGCUCGCUGAACUUCCUCCAGGUUAAUCCCCUGAAGUCUGGGGCCAUGGUCUUUGGGCCAAUCUCGCAAAAUCCGCGUCGUCGUCCGGCUGCGUGUCUGCGUCUAGCUGGGGAAAGUGUUCCCUGGCUGUCACAGCACAAGUAUGUCGGAAUCUGGUUCGAUUCGACAUGUCGCGACAUCUUCCGCGCACAUUACGAACAUAAGCACGACACGGCGGCACGCGUGUUCUGGAAGACGGUAAUGGGGUGCGAGUUGUAUGUGGGACGGGGUCGGCUACCAGCGGAUGUCUCUUGUCAGCUGUACUAUGCACUGCUGGACCCGCAUUUUACCCACGGCUGCGACGUUAUGUUGGAUGUGGAUCCACAGUCCUUUGGUCGUUUAGAGCGGCUGAAUCGGUCAAUUCUUAGGCGCAUUCUGGGUCUUGGACGGCGUUCCGGCAUUGCUCAACUUUACUCAGAACUCGGUAUCUACCCUCUUGAAGUACGACGUGCUCAGCUGGCUCUGCGGUUCUUGCGCUACCUACUUGAUCUCCCUGCCUCCCAACUAGCUUACAAGGCUCUGGCCGAAUCUGACUGCCUGCGUCGCAAGAACAAGUCCUCGUGGAUGGGCGACUUGGCCCUCGUCCUCGCGCAAUUGCCGUUCCCGAUGCCUAGGCUCCCGUCGCUGGCCCGCUUGUCAACAACCGUCGUCGAUAGCCUGCUCGCAGACCUACGUCAUGGUGCGGGACGGUGGAUAUAUAACAAGGUCAAUACCAUGGUCUCGCUUCCCUUACUCCACGGAAGGCUAGAGCCGCUGAAGGAUAAGCCCUCCCGCAUUAUCCGAAUCUGCCGGCGGCAUUAUCUGUCGCGCGUACCGCACACAAAUCACCGUCUUGCCCUGACAAGGCUGCUGUGUGGGUCUUUCUUCUUCCGCGGACUGCACUCGCACCCGGAGAGGUUUGCACAAGAAACCCUGCUCUGCCGUCGGUGUGGGGAGGCGCCGGAGACGCCGGGACAUGUCUUCAUGCAAUGUCGAGCGCGGGAGACAGUGGAGUUGCGCGUGGAGCUAAGGGAGAUGCUGGCAGCCAGAUACGGCGUUCGCCUCGGAAAUACACCGACCUCGCGGAGAGCAGCAGAGGAUCUGAUGCGUGACUUGAUAUUCCACUGGGAGACAGUGGUCCCCAUGGCGCGCUUCAUCUACGGCGUUUGCAAGACCUGGAGCUGGUUUGGGCGUAAGCUUCCAUCCAUGGCUUCGGAAUUGGCACCGGAGUCGGUCGACGAGCUGGAGAGGAGCGAUGGAGAGAAUUCAGUGGGGGAGAUGGAGUAG